AUGCCCGAGAAGAAACGACAGGAAUUUUGGCAAGCACUUCAUGAUGUUGGUAUUUACGACGAUCCGAAUGAGGCGUUCUCGUUGAGUGAGUCCAGUGACGCGGAUGAGUAUAUGGGAAAGCAGGGCAACACUGAUUCGACGUUCGCGUCGCAUGGUGAAGUUGUUGUGAAGAAGUUGGGAGAACACUGGCCUGAAUUCGUCGAAGCUUGGCGUAAAGACUUCGUUACGUUUAUGCAGCCGAAGUUCCUCCCCGAGGACUGGUCGCCCGAUAAGGACUGGCGAGCAGUGUCCGAGGUGGAACUAGAGGCUGAGAGACGUGUGAUGUAUGCUGAGCAUCUGCGGCAUCUUGGAAAGGAGGUUCCGAUCAAUGACAAACCGAUAAGACCAGCCAGGAGAUGA
Molecule: messenger RNA, 399 nt
Organism: Perkinsus marinus ATCC 50983
Lineage: Eukaryota; Perkinsozoa; Perkinsida; Perkinsidae
Exons: 2
Coding region: 1-399 (132 amino acids)
Source: RefSeq, a predicted model, not a curated record